GUCGUGAGAGCCGAGUGCGGUACCGAUGGUGUACCGAUUGCGGCUUUUAUUAUCUAUUGGUCGUAAUAUCAAUCUUUGACGGCGAUUAAAUUAUUUCUCAAGAUACUUUGUGAUAUUUUUUGGACAAUAAUCAUCUCAGUAUCCUUGCUGGUAUUCCGAAGUGAUUUCGGUAAUUAUCGAUUUGGAGCUGCCGUUUUUGAGACCACUAUGAUUUGUUUAUUUUAUAUUGUGAUUAUAUUUGUGAUAAAAAUUAUUGUAUAAUAGAUUCUUCAAUCUAUCCCUUACUGGACUCUUCAGAUAAAUUUUGCUCGCUGAAUUUCGAAGCAUUCGUUCGAUCUACGCAAAAACCUACAUUCGAGAGGAAAGUUCACCCACUAGAGAUACCCAGAUUAAGCGGCAAGGUGAUCUUGAUCUUCAAUCAUCAUUUGUUCCGCAAAUUUUUAACCUGGUCACAACAAUUCUAAAAUAGAAAUAGAUAAGCGCCAUUUAUCCAUCGAGAAAAUUUAUAUAGUAAAGUCUCAAAGAAAAACGCGACUUGUGAGAAAGUUACAUUUUGCUACGUUCUCGAUUAAAUAUCAAAAGAAUAUCCGAAACAUUGACGAAAUCGAAGUAUUUGUGGUAUUAAUCUAAUAUUUAUUUUCGAACCAAAUAUUUUUUCUGUUUACGAAGGAAGACAUUGAACUUAAUAUCACGUGUUCUGUGAAUGAUUUAUUAGUGCGGCUGAGGUAUUUUCAUUUAUCGACUACACAGAAGGCCUUCGGAGAACUCGUUGCGAAAUUAACCGAGAUAAUAUGUAUUUUUCUCCAUCGCAAAAAGAUUCUCUCAAUUACGAAAAAAAAGAGGCUGUACUCCAUUUCAUGUGAUUUUUUUUAUCAGCAACCUAAAUUACUGUGAUUUAAGUCGAUUACUGUAAAAGGCAAGCCAAUAAAGGAUUUGCAGAAUCGAUAGAAACAGUAUACAGUCACAGUAUUUUUAAUUAGAGUGAAAUAAUUUUUUUCUUUGCGAAAAACGAUCUACGUUGAACUUAACGCUGUGUUUUAUGUGAAUAAUUCACUAUUAAUAAAACAACGUACGCGUCGAUGUCAAUCACUAACUGUACACAUGAGCCAAAUAACGUUAUGUUGAACAUACAAAUUAUUCUCAUGUUAUAUUCUGCGGUUAUUAACAUAAAAUUUUUCUAAAUCCGAACACUAAAUUUAGUUUAGAAGAGAAGCAGCUGCCUGUCAGCAGUUGCUUGGUCAAGAGAAACCGAAGAUGAUGAUAACGAUACAAUAAGCGAAGCAACAGGAGAGUGGAAAAAGGAAAGUUACUAAGAAAGAGAUAGACCGAUAGAGAAAAAGAGAAAAAGAACAGCGACCCUACAAGUAGCAAAUCGAUUUAGCAGGUGUGCACGUACUCCAAGGAAGAGAUAAAGAAAAGAACAAGGACGGUUACCAAAGUAACAAGGAAAGAAGAUAGACAGAACAAGAUAAAUAAAGAAGAAAAACGAGAAAUUCGUAAAAUUUAAAAAAACGAGAAAAAAAAACGGAGUAAGAUCAGAUCGAAAGAAGCAAAAAAGUACCCUUCUUGAAACUGGUCCUCAAAAUGAAUAAAAACAUUCUGAACUCGCAUGUGGCCAAGAAUUGCCACGUUUUCGACGAGGAAGCUAUUUUGAAGAAGAUACGAUGGCGCAAUCUCGUAGCCUUCUGGAUUCUAGGUCUAUGCAACAAUUAUGGCUACGUCGUGAUGCUCAGCGCGGCCCACGACAUUCUACAGAGCAAAUUCGGUGAGCAAAAUGACACGUCAAGUAAUGACACAAACGACAUGAACGCGACAUACACUGGAAAUCGUACAUGCAACACGAUUUCAACCGGUGCCAUACUUUUGGCAGACAUUCUGCCAUCAUUGGCAAUCAAGAUUAUGGGGCCAUUUCUACCAUUUCUAGUGCAUGUUCGACUGGCUACCUGUGUGUUAUUUUCCGCUGCAGGAUUCCUCAUGGUGUCGUUGAGUACUGCUGAAUGGGUCGCCAUUAUGGGCGUUGUUAUAACGUCGCUUUCCUCCGGUUUGGGCGAAGUUACUCUUCUCAGUUACAGUAACCAGUUUUCCAAGCAAGUGAUCUCGACGUGGUCAUCGGGCACGGGCGGCGCCGGGGUAAUCGGCGCUGUAUCUUACGCUGGUCUCACUUUGGUACUAUCUAUCGAGAAUACACUGCUAGUCAUGUUAGUCGUGCCACUUUUGCAAGCGAUUACGUUCUGGGUUAUCCUCAAACACCCGACGCACACUAGAAUUCCGAUCACCAAGAACGGCAUCGACAGUCAAGAACAAAUCAUCAAGGUCCCUGAAAAGACUUUCAGGGACAAGAUUAAUUUAGUGCCUGGCUUGCUGAAGUACAUGAUACCACUUGGGCUCGUUUAUCUGUUUGAAUACUUCAUCAAUCAAGGCUUGUACGAGCUUAUCGAAUUCAAAGAUAUUUGGUUGACACACUCCGAACAAUACAGAUGGCUCCAAGUGGAUUACCAAAUAGGUGUAUUUAUCUCGAGGUCAUCGGUGAACCUGGUCAGCAUUAAUAAAAUUUGGAUUAUGUCCGUGUUGCAGUUCUUUAACGUUAUAAUCUUUUUCUUCGAGACUCUCUAUUAUUACAUACCAAAUAUAUGGGUCGUGUUUGCUCUUGUAUUGUGGGAGGGUCUGCUUGGUGGUGGAGCGUACGUGAACACGUUCUAUCGAAUGUCGACCGAGAUUCCGAAGGUGGAUCGUGAAGCUUCUCUAGGAAUCGCGACGAUGGCAGACUCUAUUGGGAUUGCGUUGGCCGGUUGGCUAUCCAUGCCUAUUCACAAUGCCAUUUGUAAAUUACCGCAGCCGAACCGAUUAGGUAGUUAAAGAUAUCAUGGUGGUUCGAGUGCUGCUAUUAUACCGAGUGAUAACAAAGUUUCGGCAGAAACUUGUUUUUUUAAAAGUUCCUCAACACAAUAUGCCGGUGAUUAGCAGCGAAUAUGAGGCGUUUCUUUUAUUAAUUUAACGAUUGUGCUGGUAGAUAAAAUAUUUAAACAUAAAAUUAUUAAUAAAAUUAUUAACGUUCCGGUUAAUCUUUUAGCUUUGUGGAAGUAUUUGCGAAAUUUUAAAGAAAAAUUAAUAAAACAAACAUUCAGAAUGCAGGCGGC
Molecule: messenger RNA, 3137 nt
Organism: Mycetomoellerius zeteki
Lineage: Eukaryota; Metazoa; Arthropoda; Insecta; Hymenoptera; Formicidae
Gene: Cln3
Product: CLN3 lysosomal/endosomal transmembrane protein, battenin
Exons: 8
Coding region: 1585-2856 (423 amino acids)
Biological process (GO): regulation of intracellular pH; lysosome organization
Cellular component (GO): lysosome; membrane
Source: RefSeq, a predicted model, not a curated record